AUGAUUACAAAAGAAACAAACAAUAUUGAUGAAUUUUCUGACUUAAAAAAAAAUCAAGAGACUUCUUUUAUUCUUAUGGUGACUAAUAUCAGAGUGACUUCUUUUAUUAUUAUAAUACAAAUUGAAAAAAGGAGAAUCAGGCUUGAUGGUGGUUUAAAAGAAGCUAUUACUGAAGUGCUUUUGUUGUAA
Messenger RNA from Racocetra fulgida, 189 nucleotides. NCBI's taxonomy places the organism in Eukaryota, Fungi, Glomeromycota, Glomeromycetes, Diversisporales, Gigasporaceae. The record is from the annotation of a GenBank genome assembly.